Messenger RNA from Malassezia globosa CBS 7966, 1365 nucleotides. RefSeq lists its product as uncharacterized. Bases 1 to 1365 code for a protein of 454 amino acids. The transcript has a single exon. The record is from RefSeq and is a predicted model, not a curated record. Lineage: Eukaryota; Fungi; Basidiomycota; Malasseziomycetes; Malasseziales; Malasseziaceae.
AUGGUGAUAACACCGUCGCGAUCUGAUGCUAAUCUCAGUCAGUCGCACAACCUAGAAAAUCGGGUCGGCGCAACAUCAUCAUUCAUGACAGAAUGCGGUGGUGAUUCAUCGCGGGACAAAGGCUCUCUGGUUGCACCACCAAUUCAACAUGUACCCGUCAUUGAUACUUCCAUCGACGUCGAAGGGGAUGCGGAAGACGAUGAGGAUGAGGCAUACAAGCACGAAAUCCCUACCGAACUCUUGAAUGAGCAAGUCGUGCACGCUGGCUUCUUGUUGAAGCGCGGAGAUAAACACAAGAUGUGGAAGAGGCGCUGGGUCGUUCUUCGUGUCUCACAAAUGGCCAUGUACAAGAACGAAAAAGAGUACAGACUCGUUAAUGUGCUGAAUGUGAGCCAGAUGCAUUCGAUUGCGUCCCUUGAAAUGAAGCGCUUUGGAACUGUCAUAUGCAUUGUCACGCCCGACCGGACAUGGUAUUUCCGUGCACGAGACCAACACGACACAUCCGCUUGGCUCAAUGCUUUGCAUCAUGUGCAAGGACAUACUCCAGAGCAGCAUCUCGUGGCAGCUCCUUCCGUGUACGACGCAGCGAGCCAUACUCCUGGAAUUGCGAUAAAGGACUCGGCGGGUCAUACAGACGAUUAUCACCCACACGACCGACAUCGUUUGUAUAACCAGCAUACAAAUCACCCGCAUGUGGCAACACAUGCGACUCAUCCCGAGCAGUCUCAGCCUCAGCCCCAUCCUCCGGGCGAAUGUGCACGUCCUGUUCCGACAACGACGGGCGGUCACCUUCUCAGCAGUUCUGACGAUGAUAAUGAGGCUGAUGACACCAUCGCUUUUGGCUUGGGUGGGGAGGCGGCCGCUGGAGUGGCUACUCCCUCUCCGGCUCCUGUCGAAGAGGAUAGAAGCCGCGUAAUUGCUCAGGGCUAUGCUCUGAAGCAAAGUAGUCGGCGCAAGCAAUGGCGCAAGCGCUGGUUUGUGCUUACUCUCGACGCCUUAUACUAUACACGCAGUCAUAUGGAUACGCGCGCACAUCGCAGUAUACCCACGACAUGUAUCCUUGAUACCAUGGAAUGUGAUGUGCCAAGUGUGGGUUCGCCAACGCUUUCGCUGUCGCCAGGCACCCUUGGACGACUUGGAUUUGGAUCAAAUAUCCCUGAAAUGCGGUGCCGUGCCCCUAUGCCGGGUGUGCAUCAACGUGAUGUAUAUGCCCAUGAAGUACAGCAUCGUGUCUCAUCAUAUUCAUUCCAAAUCGUCACUACAGAGCGUACGUUCGUCCUGUGCGUGCCAACGGAGGACGACGAAAUUCGCUGGCUUAGCGCUCUUCAAACACUACUCAACAGACAAAGACGAUCCGUCAGAUAG